AUGAUUACCGAGGCGUUGGUGGUGCAGGAGCCGGGAGCUCCCUUCAUUUACCAAGCAAUCACCGUGGAAGAUCAACUCCGAGAUGAUGAAGUGCUCGUCGAAAUCAAGGCAACUGGAGUCUGUCACACAGACUUAAAUUUUGCGAAGGAGAAGUCAAUUCCUGGAUUAUUUCCGGGAGUGUUCGGCCAUGAAGGAGCCGGAGUAGUCGUCAAAACAGGCAGGGAAGUCAGGAACACCUCUGCUGGUGACCAUGUGCUGCUCACCUACACCUGUUGUGGAGAAUGCAAGUACUGCAAGACCCACGAGAGCUCAUUCUGUUACGAUUUCGAGAAAGGCAAUUUUGGCGUUGGGAGAAGUGAUGGAUCGAAGGCAUAUAGUAUGGAAGGCGACGGCGCGAUUACGUCGCACUUCUUUGGGCAGAGCUCGUUCUCGAAGUAUGCUGUUGUGAUGGCAACGAGUGUAGUAAAGAUUGACAAGAGCCUGCCUCUAGAUGAUCUGGCGCCUUUAGGAUGUGGAAUUAUAACUGGUGCUGGUGCUAUGAUGAAUGUUCUGAAGCCAAAAGGGGAGGAUAUUGUUUGUGUUGUAGGAGUGGGAGCUGUUGGCUUAGCCGCAUUGAUGGCGCUGGGGCUUUCUCCGACGCCUCCCAACAGAGUCAUUGCUGUAGACAUCGUACCCGAGAGAUUGGAGCUUGCCAAGAAGUAUGGUGCUACGGAUAUGAUCAAUUCUCGGGAUGUCGAGGAUCUGAAAACUGCCUUACUGGAAGUUACAGAUGGCAAAGGAGUCGAUGGAACGAUCGAUACGACUGGAAGGCCUGAGAUUGUGAGGAACUUGCUAAAAGCUACUGCGAAGAAGGGGAUGGUUGUACAAGUUGGAGUUGGCCAGCUCACUGCCGAAGUAUCGACAUGUAUUUUCGAUACCGUCAACACUGGUCGGGUGUAUCUUGGAUGUGCUAUGGGAAACUGUUAUCCGCAAGAGUUCAUACCGUUGCUAGUGGGAGCUUGGAAGAGUGGAUACUUUCCCUUCACCGACUUGAUUGUAAAGUACCCAGCUAAGGAUAUGAAUGAUGCUGCGAAGGAUGUCCUAAGUGGAAAGGUCAUCAAAGCUGUCUUAGUUUGGGACUGA
This is a messenger RNA of Cadophora gregata, 1122 nucleotides long. RefSeq lists its product as uncharacterized. The record is from RefSeq and is a predicted model, not a curated record. Gene Ontology annotation, cellular component: cytosol. Bases 1 to 1122 code for a protein of 373 amino acids. The transcript has 4 exons. Gene Ontology annotation, biological process: formaldehyde catabolic process. NCBI's taxonomy places the organism in Eukaryota, Fungi, Ascomycota, Leotiomycetes, Helotiales, Ploettnerulaceae. Gene Ontology annotation, molecular function: zinc ion binding; S-(hydroxymethyl)glutathione dehydrogenase [NAD(P)+] activity.